CAGUUCGCUGUCUCGGCGCGCGUUGGCCAAGCCUUCGAGUAAGAGCGAGAGGAACAAAUAAAGAAAGCAAGGUGUUGUGUGUGUUACAUAUGUGGUGAUAUGAUAUGGCGCAAUCGACGUGGCGAACGGCCGGCGCGAGGGUAGUGCGCAUGCCAGUGGUGUGUCCAGUGCGAUGAGCCCGAUUCACCUGCUCGCUAUUGUCCUACUGCUAGGAGGCGAUGGCCUCGAUGCUCACAAGGUCGACGAGCCAAGUUCGUCUAGCCCAUUUCGCGAUUGACUGGUGGUGGUGGUUAACGGCUCAGAUACACGCGAACCACGGAUAAACGAGGAAGCUGAUAAGUAUAUUGUGCCCAAGUUUUUGUUUUCCCGGUGACGCAGGUGACGUCGGUGGCGGGCUACAGUGCGAAACUGCCUUGUGAGAUAACAGCUGGCGCACGUGGCGAAGAGGCAUUCAUGCUGUUCUGGUACAGAUCGGAGAACGAUGGUUCACCGAUCUACAGCGUGGACGCUCGUAGCAGUCCACUGAAUCGUGGCAGGCAGUGGUCCAAUCCGAAUGUACUUGCCGAUCGUGCCACUGUUACGUUUGUCAAUCGUCGGGCCGAGCUGCGCAUCGACAAGCUCAUGCCUGAGGAUGCAGGGCUUUACAAGUGUAGACUUGAUUAUAGGAAUAAUCCAACGAGGAAUCGACACGUCAAUCUUACGGUCGUUGUUCCACCUCAAUCUCCGGUGAUUUAUACUAGUGGACGUACCUUAGCACAUAGUGUGCAACCUUUCAAUGAAGACAGUGAGUUAGUCUUAAUAUGCGAGGUACAAGGCGGCUCACCACCACCGAAGGUAACAUGGUACAGGGAUGGUAAGCUCACCGACGACACUUACAAACGAGAAUACGAUGAAAUCGCCGUUAAUCGAUUGGAUGUGCAUCGUGUCACUCGUGAUCUUCUCAGUGCACAAUAUGUCUGCCAGGCGAGCAAUACGGAUCUCAUCGAGCCUGUCAGUACUGACAUUAUGCUCAACGUUAAUUUGAAACCACUAGUAGUCAAUAUCACGAAUAAAACUCCAUACCUAUCUGCUUUGGGGACUUACGAGAUCGAGUGUGUGAGUUCGGGCUCGCGACCGCAUGCAGUAAUAACCUGGUGGAAGGGCACGCAUCAAGUCAAACAUAUGGCGAGGACUUUCGCAGAAGGUCAGAACAUGACAAGGAGUAUAAUGAGCUAUGUACCAACGAUGGAGGAUGACAAUAAAUUUCUCACUUGCAGAGCUGAGAAUCCUGUAGUUCACGAUAGUGCACUCGAGGACAGAUGGCACUUGGUCAUACAUUACGCGCCGUUGGUGACGAUAAAACUCGGCUCGACCCUGCGGGCAACAACGAUAAACGAAGGUGACGACGUUUAUUUCGAGUGCGAAGUCAUAUCAAACCCCAAAGCCUACAAGUUAGUUUGGUACAAGAACGGCCGCGAGAUACACCACAAUCCAAUGGCCAAUGUCAAGAUCCCCGGUGGCAAUUCGCUUGUACUUCAAAAAGUCACGCGCAAUUCCAGUGGUGACUAUGCAUGUGCCGCUGCUAACGACGAAGGCAAAGCCAUCAGCGCUCCUGUCGAGCUUGAUGUACAGUAUGCGCCGGUGUGCAAAGACGGCACGACGACACAGGUGGUCGGAGCCCUGAAACACGAGACAAUAUCGCUGGUGUGCGGUGUGCAGGCGAAACCAGCGCCGACGAGUUUUCAGUGGACAUUCAACAAUUCGGGCGAGCUGAUGAACAUGCCGACGAGUAAGUUCGCUCAGGUGAAGCCCCAACAUCUAGUCACCAGCCAUUGGCAUGGCUCGAGGCUCAACUAUACUCCUGCAAGCGAUAUGGAUUACGGGACCAUCGCUUGUUAUGCCAUCAAUUCCAUUGGCACUCAGAAGGUGCCAUGUUUCUUUCAAAUUAUCGUCGCUGGCAAACCGUAUCCACUGCAGAAUUGUUCAGCUGUACAGUCGACGGGAUCUUAUGCUUAUCGUAUGAGCCAAGAAGACUUCAAAACGACGGACGCCAGAGACGUCGACUGGUUAAUAGUGCGUUGUAGCGAGGGUUUCGACGGCGGUUUACCGAUCACAAGUUUCGAGUUGGAGGUUUACAGCGACGAAAACGUCUAUCACGUGAACACGAUCUACAUCAACCACACGGACAAAGUAUCGACAAACACGCUCGGACCAAUGUUCGAGGUGCCAGGCUUGGAACCGGGCAGGAAUUACAAAAUGUUACUUUACGCUGUGAAUGCUAAGGGCAGAAGUGACCCUGUCGUGCUCGAGCCAGUCACUCUCAAGGGGGUCGCUAUGUACACAACCGGUCUAGACUCGAGCAACUACGCGACCGACUACAGCCUCCUGGUGGCGUGCUUCGCCGGUGGCAUUACUGCCAUCUGCAUACUCGUGGUGGGUGUGACGUUGACGCUUCAUCGGCGCAAUCAACCACUGCAAUCCACCAAGACGCAGACGCGCGUCGUUCACUACACCGCGGCUGUUGGUGCUGCCUCCGGCAACGACACUCUAGACGCAACGGCUGUUCAUGACGAUCGACUCAGAGCAGCUAGUCUGCAGCAACAAUUGCAAAUUGGUCAGCACAAGAUACGCCAGGAAUACGAGUUGCAGCAACAGCCGUGUCGCAUGGAUAUCAGUAGCGGCCGUCAAUUCGAGAUGUUUGCACAAACGUCGACCUCGUCGUCGAUAACCGCUGGACUGGCGUCGAGCAUGAUGCCCGAGGAGAAUCCCGACGUGAUAGCCUCGAGAACGAGUGCGAGGCAAAAUGGCUUUUUACCCGGUUGCCAGCUGCUCGUUGAGGGUUGCAGUGGUAGUCCUGGUGUUAGACCAAGUACUUUACCUGUGCACGGCACUCAUGACGUCUACACGAAGAGCCUGAGGCUUCAGGAGAGUUGUAUAUAACGUGCAGUGGACUGAGCUCCUUCAGUGCCAGUGAUAUUCAUUUUCGCACUCUGAUUGAAAUACCCUUUUCUUGUUUCUUCUCUGUUCUAUGCGUGUGGAACAACAACAACAACAAAACAUUUGGUGUUUGUACAUAUGGACAAUAAAG
Phymastichus coffea is the source of this 3067-nucleotide messenger RNA. Its product is annotated as hemicentin-1-like. The transcript is spliced from 11 exons. NCBI's taxonomy places the organism in Eukaryota, Metazoa, Arthropoda, Insecta, Hymenoptera, Eulophidae. Gene Ontology annotation, molecular function: protein binding. The record is from RefSeq and is a predicted model, not a curated record. The coding region runs from base 454 to 2919 and encodes 821 amino acids.